Molecule: messenger RNA, 3588 nt
Organism: Verticillium alfalfae VaMs.102
Lineage: Eukaryota; Fungi; Ascomycota; Sordariomycetes; Glomerellales; Plectosphaerellaceae
Product: thermosensitive gluconokinase
Exons: 3
Coding region: 1-3588 (1195 amino acids)
Biological process (GO): carbohydrate metabolic process
Molecular function (GO): kinase activity; phosphopantetheine binding
Source: RefSeq, a predicted model, not a curated record
AUGGCGCCUCCAUCAGUCUAUGGGCCCACGGGUCUAGUCAGCCCCAGCAACUCUCCACUGCAAUCAUUCGCCAAUCCCCAGACAGCCAUCGUUGAAGAUGAUUCCACAAUACAGACCGUGGAUGAGCUCGUUCGACGGAGGGCACGAAGCCAUCCUGACAAGGUGAUCGUGUCCUACCCCUCCACGGGUAUUGAAUACGUCGACUACACCAUGCGUCAACUUGACGUCUUCGCAUACCGCGCGGCAAAGUCAUACCAGCAGUCACUUCCCGCGCGCCGGUCUUCGACAGAAAAGCCAAUGACGGUCGCAGUCAUCGGGCCGUCAAAUUUUGAGUAUCUCAUCACAAUGCUUGCGAUGACCAAGCUGGGACAUACUACACUCUUUCUGUCGACCAGGAUCUCACAGGAGGCUGUUGAGAACUUGAUAAAGACGACCGGGGCGCAGGUUCUCAUCGCGGAUCCUCGCCACGCUGCAACCGCAGAAGUCGCUCAGAAAUCGCUUCCAGGCCUGGAAAUUCUUGAACUCGUGAAUAGUUCAGCCUUUGAUUUCGAGAUUGAGGUUCACGCAGACACGCAGCUGGAUGCUCAUCUCGACCCAGCAAUCGAGACAAACAACCGUGUCUACAUUAUCCAUUCAAGCGGUUCCACGGGCUUGCCCAAGCCGAUUUAUCAGACUCACAAGUCAGCAGUUGCCAACUACGCCUGGAGCAUGGAGAUGAAGGCAUUCAUUACGUUGCCAUUAUAUCAUAACCACGGCAUCUGUAACCUGUAUCGCGCGAUCCACUGCGGCAAGCAGAUUCAUCUGUACAACGCUGAUCUUCCCCUGACCCACAACUACCUGGCUAAGAUCAUGCGAACACACCGAUUCGAGAUCUUUUACGGUGUACCAUAUGCACUGAAGCUUCUCUCCGAGACGGACGAGGGCAUGUCCCUCUUGCGGGAUCUCAAGGUUGUCAUUACCGAAGUUGGUCAAUUAAUGACCUCUUUUCGCCCCGCGGAUGACAAGGGUUGGAACUACGUGCGUGAGACGCCCAAGCUGUCUCCAUAUCUUCGAUGGAUACCUCGCGGCGAGAACCUCUACGAGUGCGUUGUGCUCGAGGGCUGGCCCUCCAAGGUAGCCUCAAACCAGGACGAUGGCUCUUACGCGACAAAGGAUCUCUUUGAACCCCACCCUACGAUCCCCAAAGCUUGGAAGUACAUUGCUCGCCGUGACGAUACCAUCAAUCUCGUCAACGGUGAAAUGUUCAACCCCGUAUCUACCGAGGGAACCAUUCGCUCCAGCAAAGAUGUGACCGAAGCAGUCAUCUUCGGUGUUGGCCGAUCGGCCUUGGGUGUGUUGAUUGUCCCAGCCGCGUCGCUCGGGGGCAAGACCGAGGAGCAAGCCUUGCAUGUCAUCUGGCCCGUGGUUGAUGCUGCAUGCCGCAACGUCGAGGCCUACGCCAAAAUCCCCAAGAGCCUCAUCAAGAUCCUACCCUAUGGCUGUGACUACCCCAGAACCGAUAAGGGCAGUGUUAUUCGCCAGGCGUUUUACAAGACCUACGCCAAGGAUAUUGACGAGACAUACGACAAGGCGGAUGCCUCUUCCGGCGAUCUUCAGAAGCUCACCCUGGAGCAACUCCGCGAAUUCGUCCGUCAGUCCGUAUUCAAGGCAUUGGGCAAAGAGACUCCCUUUGAGAAUGAUACAGACUUCUUCUCGCUCGGCUUGGACUCGCUGCAGGCCAUUCAGAUGCGGAGCGACAUCUUGAAGACCAUUGACGUGCAGGGCCACAAGCUUGGACAGACGGUGGUUUUCGACCAUCCUUCGGUGGAGAACUUGAGCGCGUACCUGUUCAGCCUUUCGAGCAACGAAACGGCCGUAAAAGAAACGUCGGUUGAAAGUGAGAUGCGCAACCUCAUCGAACGAUACUCCCAAAAGCCAGCAUUGAGUGACCGGGUCCUUUCCGCCGUCGCCGUCACUGGCGCAACAGGCUCGCUUGGAGCUCACGUCGCUGCAAAGCUUGCCCGAGACCCCACGGUCUCAACCGUGUACUGUCUUGUACGCGCCAAGUCCGAUAGCGAGGCUGCCCGGCGCGUGCAAGCGUCUCUGAUCCAAAGACGCAUCUACCACGGCCUUCGACUCGCCGAUCGCCAGAAGAUUGUCAGCCUGGCGUCGGAUCUCUCAGACGACCAGCUCGGCUUGACGACCGCGAACUACACCCAACUGACCGAGACCCUGCGGUCCGUGAUCCACUGCGCAUGGUCCGUCAACUUCAACAUGCGCCUUUCAAGCUUUGAAAAGUCCAACAUAGCCGGCGUCUCGAACCUCAUCUCUCUCUGCAAAGCGACGCCGUCAUCGGCCGCAACGUUCAACUUCUGCUCCUCUGUCAGCACUGUCGUCCGCGCGACGACCGUCCCCGUUCCGGAGUCUCUUCCGGAGCUCGAGUGGGCGCAAGGCAUGGGCUACGCCCAGUCCAAGUGCGUCGCCGAGCACCUCUGCGCCCGUGCCACCGAGCGCGGUGUCACGGCGCGGGUGCUACGCGUCGGCCAGAUCGUCGCGGAUACGAAGCACGGCGUCUGGAACGACACGGAGGCGAUCCCGCUAAUGCUGCAGGCGGCCGUCACGAUCGGGGCGCUCCCUCGGCUGAGGGAGACGCCGUCCUGGACCCCCGUCGAUGUCGUCGCCGCCGCCGUGUCUGAAAUCUCUCUCUCGGACGCCGGUGGUGUGUUCACCAACGUGACGAACCCCAGGGUGUUCGACUGGACGAAUGACUUACUGCCAGCGCUGAGGAGGGCGGGGCUCGAGUUUGAGGAGGUCGAGCCCAAGGAGUGGGUGAGGCGUCUCCGCGCGUCGAACCCUGACCCGGCGCGCAACCCGCCGAUCAAGCUCGUCGAUUUCUUCGCGUCCAAGUACGACAAGACAGAGUUCGGUCCAUCCAAGUCGUAUGUCACCAACAAGGCCUGCGAAUUGGCACCAUCGCUGGCGAGUGUAGGCGUCCUGGACCAGCAGCUUGUCGACAAUUUCGUGACGUACUUCAAGGCCAAUGCCUGGGCGCAGCCUGCCGGCAAGCCCGAGAUGAAGAAGACGGUUGUCAUCGUAGCGGGACCAUGCGGAAGCGGCAAGUCCACGCUGGCGGCAGUCUUGUCUCACAAGCUCAAGGUUCCCUUCAUCGAGGGCGACUUGCUUCACUCCCGCGCCUCGGUCGAGAAGAUGGCUGCAUCCCAAGCCCUGACAGAUGCGGACCGCUCUGCCUGGUUGGAGCGUCUCGGCAAAAGAGCCGUCGAAACCAUCUCCGAUCUCGGAUACGAUUCGGUAGUUCUGAGCUGCUCCGCUCUGCGUCGGCCUUAUCGAGAUGCUUUGAGGCAGAUCGUCGGUCAAGAUGUGCAAACCAUCUUCCUGGACCUGCAAGGCGAGCCUGAACUGCUGGCCGCUCGCACAAACGGCCGUGUGGACCAUUACAUGCCCUCGACUCUGGUGGAUAGUCAGGUUGCGGUCUAUGAGACACCUGAUGUGAACGAGGUUGACGUACUCCCUCUAGAUGCUGCACCAGCACCGGAAGAGGUGGCUUCCGAGGCAUUGUGGCUGUUGGGCCUCAAGGGUUUGGUGUUUUGA